Molecule: messenger RNA, 1002 nt
Organism: Ahaetulla prasina
Lineage: Eukaryota; Metazoa; Chordata; Lepidosauria; Squamata; Colubridae
Gene: C13H15orf40
Product: chromosome 13 C15orf40 homolog
Exons: 4
Coding region: 69-506 (145 amino acids)
Cellular component (GO): cytoplasm
Source: RefSeq, a predicted model, not a curated record
UUUUUCUAUCUCUAGGAGCAGGACCGACCGGAAGGAGCAGGCGGAAGUGACGCAGACCACCCCACCUGAUGCUGAAUUGGGCUUUUCCGGCUUUCUGUCUCCGUUCGGGGUCUCCGGUUUGGGCUGCCGCGGGACGGAGACAUGCCAUGCCCCGGAAGGGGAAAGCACAGACUAAGGACUUCGUAAAGCCUUCUGUUCCUCCCGUUCCAGUGACAACUGAUAAAAAUGGUUCUGUUGUCAUUUCUAUUCAUGCCAAACCAGGAUCUAAACAAAAUGCUGUAACAGAUCUGACCACCGAUGCGGUAAGCGUGGCCAUCGCAGCCCCUCCCUCCGAAGGGGAAGCCAACGCAGAGCUCUGUCGCUACCUCUCUAAAAUCCUUGAAGUCAAGAAGAACGAUGUGGUGUUGGAGAAGGGGAGUAAAUCUCGAGAAAAAAUUGUGAAAAUUUUGGCCCCGCUGACUCCAGAGGAUGUUUUGGAGAAGCUGAGGAAAGAGAGUUCCAGCUGAAGCGAUGCCUAACCAAAGCCUUCAUCAGUUGUUUCUCCAGACGCAAAGAAUGACUUCGUUUUGGUGUAUGAGAGCUCACAGAUACAAGUGGUGGAGAACCCAGCAAGAGAUCUGUAGACAGCUGUAAAGCUUAAUUUAAGAUAUAAAAAAGGGUCCGGUUAUUUUAGUGUCAUAAUAACAAGGUGCAGAGUUAUUUGAAAGAACCUCACUGGGCCCUGAAGAUAACCUUUCUCAGUCCAUCUCGACAUUUUUUUCCAAGUAGCUUAGUUUUGUUUAGCUGGUCGGGAAGGCAAAUAGUCAUUUUCAUUGCAUCAAAGGUGAUACAUAUCCAUGGAAAGAUAAUUUAAUCAAGAAUGUAAUGCAAUAACUUUUAUGAAGGAUUUGCUAUUAGAAUAGCAGUUACAGUAUAAAGAAGAAAAGUGAAACACGUAGAAAAAAUGAGGUAUGCAAAAAUUAUCACCAUAGAAAAAAUGAGAUAUACAAAAAUUAUCACCAU